This is a messenger RNA of Colias croceus (clouded yellow), 2615 nucleotides long. Its product is annotated as alpha-tubulin N-acetyltransferase 1-like. The record is from RefSeq and is a predicted model, not a curated record. The transcript has 7 exons. Gene Ontology annotation, biological process: alpha-tubulin acetylation. NCBI's taxonomy places the organism in Eukaryota, Metazoa, Arthropoda, Insecta, Lepidoptera, Pieridae. Bases 209 to 1207 code for a protein of 332 amino acids. Gene Ontology annotation, cellular component: microtubule. Gene Ontology annotation, molecular function: tubulin N-acetyltransferase activity.
UUCAGUCAUCCUGAGACCUGACCUGUCGGCUGUCAUAGUAACUAUUCAAGAAUUUGCUUUCGAGUUCCAUUAUUCAUUGGCGUCACUGUAUGGAGAUACAAGAAAAUUAAAAUAAAUUUUCACAAAUAAAAUUAUUUUGGCGCGUUCGGUAUAACAUAAAUAGGUACAUCGUUUUCCUCAAAUAUUGGUAGAAAAUAAUUGCUAAAAAAUGGAGUGGACAAUGCCUGUGAAUGAUAUGUUACAAGAUGAAAUCACGAAAUUAAAUUAUUCGCUUAUUCCACCUGGAUUUAAAGGAGACGUGCGGACAGUCAGGUUAAUGCAAGAAUGUUUGAAGAAGAUCAUCGACAACCUCGGUGAGAGGUCUGCGAAAGCGCAGGGGCUCAGUAAGGUGAUCACCAGCACUGAUAGGCUGAGGAACUCGGACCAUACCCUCUACCUCAUGAAGGAGGCCCGCGCUAAAGGAGGGGACGGCGAAGUGAUUGGCCUGCUGAAGGUCGGCUAUAAACACCUAUACCUCUUCGACGACAACUGCAAGUCAUGGGAGGUGGAGCCGCUCUGCAUCCUGGACUUCUACGUGCUGGAGGAUCGGCAGCGUCACGGGUGCGGCAAGAGGCUGUUCGACCAUAUGCUGAUGGAUCAAGGAAAGCGUCCCGAUGAGUUCGCCAUAGACGGCCCGUCGUCCCGCCUCGAGAGCUUCCUGAAGAAACACUUUGGUACUGAGCGGCUCAUUCGGCAGACCAACAACUUUGCGGUCACCGCCAAGUUCUUUGAGGGCGUUAAGGAGAAUAAGUCUGGCCGUAGUACGCCAAGUGUGGCCGGUUCUCAGAACAUCGGCCGCUAUGCCGCUCCAAAACCUAACUCAGCUAUUGCCUCGGUCAUCCACGGCGGCCAAAAGAUUGGGGAUUCACCUGAAGGCGCUACAUCUGACAAAACGCCGUCCACCGAGCGUGACCACUUCGCUCAGAUACCCGAACCGGUACCAGAACCGGAACCGAUACCGGUACCGGGACCGGCACCGCUACCGAACGACAUCGACGAGAACAACCAUAAGAACCACGAAAGGCCAUCCACUUUGGAAGUGAGGAGGGUCUCCCAAUCUGAAGCUGAUGAAGUAUCUCCAGCUGGUUCUACGGCCUCUAGACGUCUGUCUUCGUUGACGGAUCGCGGCUAUUUCGACGUCAAAUUCUACCAUAAUAAAUUGUGGUAAAUGUAUCAGGCGUGGUAUAUGUACCACGGGUGGUAAAUGUACCAGGUGUGGUAAAUGUACCAGGUAUGGUAAAUGUACCAUCUGCGGUAAAUUGUACCAUAAUUAAUUAUGGUAAAUUUUUUUCACGUGCGGGUGCGGUCAGUGUGCUUGUAUUGUAUUUGUUGUAUUGAAUUUUUACCUUGUGGUAUUUUCUAAUAUGGACGAAUAUUUUUAACUAUAUUACUGAUAAACUGACUGUAAUUUUAAUUUAAAAUUAUUAUAUAUUUUGUGUAAACUGACAUGGUAUGUACAUGCGCACACACUGACCGCACGCGCACACUUUAGGCGUAUUUGUGCUUAAUCUCGUAUUUCAUGCUUUGAAUCUCUUCAUAUUAAACCUGAACGAUAGAUGUAGUCGCUUACCCUAAGGCCCUAACCAAAGCUUUUGUCGUCUUUACUUGUAUUCACGAGGCAGUUCAUAGUUAUUACUUAAAAUUUAGCGGAUGAGAGUGCACAAAGUGUAUUAUUAAAUGUUAUUUAUUUAUGUUAUUUAAUGUGGAAAUUGUUUUAGUGGUUAAUAAUUUAUGACGUUUUUUUUUCACAUUGUAUUUUAGCUUUAAGAAUAAUCGGCGCUAAGUUCACGCAACGAGUGAUCAUGUUUCAAACAUUCCGAUUGAUUGCAUUUUUAAUGUAUUUUGUAUUUGUGAUUGACUUUGUACGUAAAUAUUGACUAGCGCCCACGCGUGGGUUUGCUUCCAAAUCAUGUAGCGUUUGACAUUGUAUCUUCAAUAAUAUUAUUAUGAAUAAGAGUGUUUGUUUUCCGUCUUCCAUACGAAUGAAUGAAUUGUUUUUGGAAUGUAAAUGACAAGUUUUAUUAACAGAAUUGUGAAUGAUAUAACUAAUUUUAAUCCAAUUUUAUCUGAGGAUUAACAAAUAUUGAUCAUUGACAUUUUUGAUAAUGAAAUAAAAAUAAUGAUUCUAUAGAUUAUUUUAAAUUAUUAUUGUAUACGUAACAUUGAAAAAUUAAUAUUUUUGAAUGUACAAUCGGUUGCGACGUUACUUAAAAUUGUUCCACAGUAUUGAAUAAAUGCUAAUUUUUUUAAGUUGGUUAUAAAUAUUAUGAUUGUUUAUUAAAAAGUAAUUUUUGCAUUAAUGUAUUGACUCGAUUUCUUUUCAAUGUAUAAUAAGUUAAGAAAUUUCGCUAUAAUGAUCGCUACAUGGAUUUCACCAAAAAGCCAAUUCUAUAAAAUAUAAUAGAUAUGAAUAAACUCGUAAUUGUAUCGUUGUUUUGUCUAUUUUGUAAUAUUAUGUUAUCGUGUACAAGUGUACAGAUUUAUAUUCUUGGUAUUUUGAAGAUUUUUCUGCAGUGAAAAAAUUAUUAGCAUAACAAUUUUUUUAUUUGCAUAAAAUAAAUAAAAUUCAAUGUAAA